ACACAGCUGGAGGAGGAGAGGGAUCCAGAUGUUUGACAGCGUGGGGAAUUAUUAGGAUUAUUAUGAUGAUGAUGAUUAUUAUUUGCCAAAAUAAUGUUCAUCAAACCAUUUUUAAGCUUCACCGCAACCAAUUACAAGAUCAACUCAAGUCGUCUAAUAUAAGAUAAUACAACUCAAAGGGGCCCCUGCGACCAACUCUUGGGUUUGCGACCCACCAAUUGAGAACCACUGGUCCAAAGCAACAUCCACUCUUGGUCUGUAGGGGGCAGCAUUGAGGUCUAUAGGCCACUGCAUUCCGGAAACUCUGAAGAAGAAGAAGAAGAACGCAACAGCCCGAAGAAGGAAAGAAGAACAACGUGACAAGUCGAUCCCCUCACUGUCCUCACACAGAGAUGCAGGGAGCGGAGCAGCCUCAUCCUCUGUUUGGAGGAGCACUGUCAGCAGUCAUCCCCCACACCGCCACAGACAUCAGCGAGCUGAGGGAGAUCCCGGACAACCAGGAGGUGUUCGCCCACACUCACACCGACCAGAGCCUCAUCGUGGAGCUGGUGGAGUACCAGGCCCAGGUGGCAGACCAGGACUCCGCCAGGUAUCACUUUGAGGACAUCGCAGGCAGCAACAAAGCUCUGGAGGCGGGGGCCUGUGCGGUGAUCAGUGUUGUGGCUCUGCCCAAAUCGGACCUGUCCCUGUCCCAGUGCAGCUCAGCCUGGAUGCUGACGGGGACGCAGAGUGUGUCCAAGUUCAACGAGGAGGCGAGGAACGCGGUGACCCUCCACCUGGGUGUGUUCCGCCUGCCUCAGUUCUCCACAGACGUCCUGAUCACCUUCAAUGACCCGCAGAGCAUCAGCCCUGACAGCACUAGUGCAGCAGCUCUGGAGACACACAAACUGCCGUGGAGCCUGCAGGACUUUCAGCGCUUGUUGCAGACUCUGACUCUGCACAACCCCGGGCUGUUUGAAUAGAACCACUGGCAUCCUCACCUGAUUACAUUCAUUCUAUCUCUGUGACACUAGUGUGCUACAUUCAAACCCACCAGGACUGUGCUUAUCCUGAGGCCCCAUGAUAAACAGACCUGUGGGAUGCUCUUGAGUCUCAGCCCAGAAGACUUGCAAGCAGUUUUUCCGAAUACACAUUCUGUUCCACCUCUGACUUUGUCGUACAUUGAAAAUGAACUGAAAAAAACAAAUGAUCACACAACGUGAAGUUAUGUCUAUCAUAAUACAUUUAAGAAGAAAAGAAAAAGACUAUUCCAUUAUUUUUGGAUGGCCUGAGUAAGGCUUAUUCAUAAUUUGAAUGAGUUUAACCUGCAGAUAAGAUUUCAGACAAAUAUCAGACAUGCAGAUUCUCCACUUUUGUUUCCCAAGACUUGAGAUAAGAUGAUAUGACCUUUAUUGAUCCUCCGUAGAGGAAAUUCACAAUCGACGCAGCAGUAAAUGUAGUAAAAUAUUAAAAUGAAUACAAAUUUGUUCUCCUAAAUGUGCAAAACAAAGAUUGGGAUCCUUUUUGUGAAA
Molecule: messenger RNA, 1511 nt
Organism: Platichthys flesus (European flounder)
Lineage: Eukaryota; Metazoa; Chordata; Actinopteri; Pleuronectiformes; Pleuronectidae
Gene: rangrf
Product: RAN guanine nucleotide release factor
Exons: 3
Coding region: 393-962 (189 amino acids)
Biological process (GO): heart contraction; protein import into nucleus; regulation of sodium ion transmembrane transporter activity
Cellular component (GO): nucleus
Molecular function (GO): sodium channel regulator activity; guanyl-nucleotide exchange factor activity; transmembrane transporter binding
Source: RefSeq, a predicted model, not a curated record